AUGGCAAGGCAACCGGACCCGCGCAUUACUCUCGCCGUUGCCCGAGUCAUUCCGGUGGUCCUUUUCGGCGUCAUUAUAUAUGCCUGCUAUGCGGUUACAAAACCACUGUGCAUCGAUUAUCUGAUCCAUCCGCUCCCGAAGUAUGACCGCCCGAGCCGCGUUGGCGCAGGCGCAGCGAUAAUCGCAGUAUUCUAUGCCCUGUUGUUAAUCCUCUUAAUCACCUAUUUCCGAUUAUUGUAUAGCGUGGUGUGGAACCCGGACCUCCUACCUCGACCCUCAGAUCUGGAGAAAGAGUCUGCCCAUCCAUCGUCUCGGCAUUCGCAGGACCGUCCUUGGAGGAAGAGAAAGUCGCAUCGGAAAUCAAAACCGACCGAAAUAUCGGAUAAACCCGAGGGAGAUGUUGAAAGAGCGCUCGAUUAUAAUGCGGGGCCGAUGAUGCUCCCGUGGGACACAGCUGGGUUGGAGAACUUUUAUAAGAAAGACGUCUUUGUGUGCCAACCGGAUGGGAGGCCUAUGUAUUGCUCGAAAUGCUGCCAUUAUAAACCCGAUAGAACCCACCAUUGCCGAGAGGUGGACCAUUGUGUUCAGAAGAUGGACCAUUUUUGUCCUUGGGUUGGAGGUGUGGUGUCGGAAACCUCGUUCAAGUUCUUCAUCCAGUUCGUUUUUUAUACAGCAGUAUUCUGCUCCUUUAUCAUGAUAGUAUGUGCGAUUUUCACUGCAGAAUUGAAAAAAGAUACCGGCGAUGUUAACCCCCAUUGGGUUAUCGGCAUUGGACUGAGCGGCUUCUUUGGCUUAUUUACUUUUGGAAUGACUAUGAGCUCUAUGCAAUUGGCCGCCUCCAAUCUCACGACAAUCGAGAACCUCAACCGGCGAUCUGCAGUAUGGACCUUGGCUAUCCGGGUACCGAACCAUGUGCUCUCAUCACGAUGGGCUCCAACCUUUCACACUGUAACCUACCCACUACCACCCAUGCCCCCUCCGCCUCCGCCUCCUCCGCAGCCCCCGAUGCCAACUCACCCCGGAAUUGGAGGCGGCGCCCAACCUCCCAUGUCAAAUUACCCCGGAGCUGGAGGUGGCUACCCACCUCCGCUCCCACAACCUCCAACAGGCGCUGAGCAGCAUGUCUUCGCCGUCCUCCAAACCCUACCUGGAGAGAAUCCCUUCGAUCUCGACAACCCCCUCAAGAACCUCCAACAAGUGCUUGGAUACUCCAUCGUUGACUGGCUUCUCCCUCUGAAGCGCAGCCCAUGCGCAGACCAUAGCAGUUUUGAAAGCGAGUUCGCUAUGGGGCCCGUAGUGUCCCGACUGAAGAGGGAGGCAGGACUGGAACUUGCAUCUGCUGCGGAAAUUAAUGAUAGUAGUAAUAAUGAAGCAGCACCCACACAUGGCCAGCCAAAACAUAAACGAAGACGAGGAAGGCACCACCAUCAUCAUAAACGACCGGAAUGA
Messenger RNA from Aspergillus puulaauensis, 1449 nucleotides. RefSeq names its product DHHC family palmitoyltransferase (gene PFA5). Gene Ontology annotation, cellular component: endoplasmic reticulum; Golgi apparatus. The transcript has 5 exons. The coding region runs from base 1 to 1449 and encodes 482 amino acids. NCBI's taxonomy places the organism in Eukaryota, Fungi, Ascomycota, Eurotiomycetes, Eurotiales, Aspergillaceae. Gene Ontology annotation, molecular function: protein-cysteine S-palmitoyltransferase activity. Gene Ontology annotation, biological process: peptidyl-L-cysteine S-palmitoylation; protein targeting to membrane. The record is from RefSeq and is a predicted model, not a curated record.